CGGCAUCCGGGUUCCGGGUUUCCUCGCGUACUCGCCAGUUCCAGACUCCUCGGCGCACGGAAUCCGGAUCCGAGAGCACGAGAGUCCAGUGUCCGGGUCUUCCGGGCUGCCCUGGUUGUCCCGGAUCGCGGCGGCGGCGGCGGCGGCGGCGGCGGCGGCGACUGAGGGACCCGCGGCCCCGGACACAGCGGCCUCGGCCAGGCGGGGCGGAGCGGCGCGGGGAGGGGCGGAGAGCCGGGGCGGGGAGGGGGAGGGGCCGCGGCCCGGAUGGCGGCCCGGGACGCGUAGCAGUGGCGGCUCUGCGGCCCGGGGCCCCGGGCGGGCGGAGGUGGCGGCUCCCGGGACCGGCCGCGCGCGAUGAUGAUGUCCACUGGACAUGUACUGACCAAGGAGGCAGGUCUGAGAACAUAGCCGAAGCUGAAAACAGGAAAACUGGGGGCAAGGAAGAGCCUUGAAUCUUGAGGUGGGACGUUGACUCUAAGAUGUCCUUGAGCAGUGGAGCCUCCGGAGGGAAAGGAGUGGAUGCAAACCCGGUUGAAACAUAUGACAGUGGGGAUGAAUGGGACAUUGGAGUAGGGAAUCUCAUCAUUGACCUGGACGCCGAUCUGGAAAAGGACCAGCAGAAACUGGAAAUGUCAGGCUCAAAGGAGGUGGGGAUGCCAGCUCCCAAUGCUGUGGCCACACUACCAGACAACAUCAAGUUUGUGACCCCAGUGCCAGGUCCUCAAGGGAAGGAAGGCAAAUCAAAAUCCAAAAGGAAUAAGAGUGGCAAAGACACUAACAAGCCCACUCCAGGGACUUCCUUGUUCUCUCCAAGUGAGGGAGCAGCAAACAAGAAAGAAGUGCAGGGUCGCUCAGGAGACAGCACCAAUGCUGGAGGCCUAGUUGCUGCUAUUGGCCCAAAGGGCUCCGAGAAGGCUGCUAAGGUGUCACGCAGUAUAGCUGGCUCCAAGAAGGAAAAGGAGAACAGCUCAUCUAAGAGUAAGAAGGAGAGAAGUGAAGGAGUGGCGACUUGUUCAGAAAAGGAUCCUGGGGUCCUCCAGCCAGUUCCCCUGGGAGGACGGGGUGGUCAGUAUGAUGGAAGUGCAGGGAUGGAUACAGGAACUGUGGAGCCACUUGGGAGUAUAGCUAUUGAACCUGGGGCAGCGCUCAAUCCUUUGGGAACUAAGCCUGAGCCAGAGGAAGGGGAGAAUGAGUGUCGGCCACUAAAGAAAGUCAAGUCCGAAAAGAUGGAGUCCCCUGUCUCUACCCCGGCGGUGCUGCCACUGCACCUUUUAGUGCCAGUGGUCAAUAAUGACAUCUCAUCUCCCUGUGAACAGAUCAUGGUCCGUACCCGAUCAGUUGGAGUCAACACUUGUGAUGUGGCUCUAGCCACAGAGCCUGAGUGCUUAGGCCCCUGUGAACCUGGAACCAGUGUCAACCUUGAAGGCAUUGUGUGGCAGGAAACAGAAGAUGGGAUGUUGGUGGUGAAUGUGACAUGGAGGAACAAGACAUACGUAGGCACACUUCUUGACUGCACAAGGCAUGAUUGGGCACCCCCAAGGUUCUGUGACUCCCCCACUAGUGACUUGGAAAUGCGUAAUGGUCGAGGAAGAGGCAAACGUGUGCGUCCCAACAGUAACACGCCUGUCAAUGAGACAGCCACAGCCUCUGACAGCAAAGGGACCAGCAACAACAGCAAAACCCGAGCAGGAGCCAAUAGCAAAGGCCGUCGAGGCAGCCAGAACUCUUCAGAGCAUCGCCCCCCUGCCAGCAGCACCUCUGAGGAUGUCAAGGCUAGCCCUUCCUCAGCUAAUAAGAGGAAAAACAAACCUCUUUCAGAUAUGGAGCUGAAUUCUAGCUCAGAGGACUCCAAAGGGAAUAAGCGUGUCCGGACAAAUUCCAUGGGCUCAGCCACUGGGCCCCUCCCUGGCACCAAGGUGGAACCCAACAUUGUGGACAGAAAUUGUCCCUCCCCAGUCCUGAUUGACUGUCCCCACCCAAACUGCAACAAAAAGUACAAGCACAUUAAUGGACUUAAGUACCACCAAGCUCAUGCCCACACGGAUGAUGACAGCAAACCAGAAGCUGAUGGAGACAGUGAGUAUGGAGAAGAGCCCACCCUACAUGCAGAUCUUAGCAGCUGCAAUGGUGCUGCAUCUGUCUCACAAAAAGGAUCCUUGUCCCCUGCCCGCUCAGCUACCCCCAAAGUUCGGCUUGUUGAGCCUCACAGCCCUUCCCCUUCAAGCAAAUUCAGCACAAAAGGCCUCUGUAAGAAAAAAUUGAGUGGGGAGGGAGACACGGACCUUGGGGCCUUAUCCAAUGAUGGCUCUGAUGAUGGACCCUCAGUAAUGGAUGAAACAAGCAAUGAUGCCUUCGACUCUUUGGAAAGGAAAUGUAUGGAAAAAGAAAAAUGUAAAAAGCCCUCCAGUUUGAAACCUGAAAAGAUUCCAUCCAAGAGCUUAAAAUCAGCCCGGCCCAUUGCCCCUGCCAUACCCCCACAACAGAUCUACACUUUCCAGACUGCCACUUUCACAGCAACAAGCCCAGGCUCCUCCUCAGGCUUGACCACCACAGUGGUCCAAGCAAUGCCCAACAGCCCCCAACUCAAGCCCAUUCAACCCAAGCCUACUGUUAUGGGAGAACCUUUCACAGUCAACCCUGCCUUGACCCCUGCUAAGGACAAGAAAAAGAAAGACAAAAAAAAGAAGGAAUCAUCAAAGGAACUUGAAAGUCCUCUGACCCCUGGGAAGGCAUGCCGAACAGAAGAAGGUAAAAGCCCGUUCAGAGAAUCAUCAGGAGAUGGAAUAAAAAUGGAGGGGCUUCUGAAUGGCUCCUCAGACUCCCAUCAAAGCCGGUUAGCAAGUAUUAAGGCUGAAGCGGAUAAGAUUUACAGUUUUACAGACAAUGCCCCCAGCCCUUCAAUUGGAGGCAGCAGCCGCCUAGAUAAUACUACCCCAACCCAACCCCUAACUCCUCUACAUGUAGUGACCCAAAACGGUGCUGAAGCCAGUUCAGUCAAAACCAAUAGCCCUGCCUACUCUGACAUAUCUGAUGCUGGGGAGGAUGGGGAGGGCAAGGUGGACAGUGUCAAGUCCAAGGACCCUGAACAGCUGGUUAAAGACGGAGCUAAGAAAACACUUUUCCCCCCUCAGCCACAGAACAAAGACUCACCAUAUUACCAAGGUUUUGAAAGUUACUACUCUCCAGGUUAUGCACAGUCCAGCCCAGGGGCUCUCAACUCAAGCAGCCAGGCAGGAAUGGAGGGCCAGGCCUUAAAGACAAAGAAGGAUGAGGAACCCGAGAGCAUAGAAGGGAAAGUGAAGAAUGAUGUCUGUGAGGAAAAGAAACCUGAGCUGAGCGGUUCCAGUCAACAGCCCUCUGUCAUCCAGCAACGUCCCAACAUGUACAUGCAGUCCCUCUACUACAACCAAUAUGCCUAUGUGCCUCCAUAUGGUUACAGUGACCAGAGUUACCACACCCACCUCUUGAGCACCAACACAGCUUAUCGUCAGCAGUAUGAAGAUCAACAGAAGCGGCAGAGCUUGGAGCAGCAGCAGCAGCGGGGACUGGACAAAAAGACAGAGAUGGGCCUGAAAGAGCGGGAGACAUCACUCAAGGAAGAGUGGAAGCAAAAGCCAUCAAUUCCACCAACUCUGACCAAGGCUCCCAGCCUGACAGACCUGGUGAAGUCAGGACCAGGCAAGGCCAAGGAGCCAGGGGCUGAUCCUGCCAAGUCCGUCAUCAUUCCCAAAUUAGAUGACUCAUCAAAACUCCCCAGCCAAGCCUCCGAAGGCCUUAAAGGGAAGCAGGGUGAGGCCAGCCACCUAGGCAAGGAGGCCUCUGAGGCUAAGACAGGCACUGAAUGUGGCCGACAGGCAGAGGUGGAUCCAAUACUCUGGUACCGACAGGAGACAGAGCCCCGGAUGUGGACAUAUGUUUAUCCUGCCAAAUACUCAGACAUCAAGUCAGAGGAUGAUCGGUGGAAAGAGGAGCGGGACCGAAAAUUAAAGGAGGAAAGGAGUCGGAGUAAGGACUCUGUUCCCAAGGAAGAUGGGAAAGAAAGCACAAGCACUGACUGCAAGCUACCCACAUCAGAGGAAUCCCGCCUUGGGAGCAAGGAGCCCCGGCCAAGUGUCCAUGUGCCUGUAUCCUCUCCCCUCACCCAGCAUCAGUCCUACAUCCCCUACAUGCAUGGCUAUUCUUACAGCCAGUCGUAUGACCCCAACCACCCCAGCUACCGGGGCAUGCCUGCAGUUAUGAUGCAGAACUACCCAGGUUCCUAUUUGCCUUCCAGCUACUCUUUCUCCCCCUAUGGCAGCAAGGUCUCAGGUGGUGAGGACGCUGAUAAGGCACGUGCCAGCCCCAACGUGAGCUGUAAAGCCAGCUCAGAGUCCAAAGCCCUGGACAUCUUGCAGCAACAUGCCAGUCACUACAAAAGCAAGUCUCCCACGAUAAGUGAUAAAAAUUCUCAGGAGAGAGAUCGGGGAGGCUGUGGGGUAGUUGGGGGUGGUGGCAGCUGUAGCAGUGUUGGGGGAACAGGAGGUGGUGACAGGAGUGUCGACCGGCCCCGCACUUCCCCUUCCCAGCGCCUGAUGUCCACACACCACCACCACCAUCACUUGGGCUACUCCUUGCUCCCAGCACAGUACAACCUACCCUAUGCCACAGGGCUUUCCUCUACAGCCAUUGUUGCCAGCCAGCAAGGCUCAACUCCCUCACUCUACCCACCCCCCAGGAGGUGAGAAUGAACACCAAGUGCCCAGAUGAAGUCAGCUUUGUGGGCCAGACUGGCUCAUUCGAGGUGGUGCUGGAGGUGCCAUUUUACCAUCGGUUACAUGGUGUUGAUCAUCCUGUUUGCCAUGCCUACCGUGACUGAAGGCAGACCCUUAGCUAUCUCACCUCACCAGACCCUUGGACUCCCUGACCCUCUUCCUCAGGAGCUGAAGAACUGGUACUUUGCAAAAAUAUUUAUUCUCUCAGCCACAUUUAUGACUGUUGUGGCAUCUGUGGAGAUGAAGGCAUAGGAGCGACCGAGGGAACACAGUCUCAUCCCAGAGAAGUUACUGCUCCGUUAACCUAGCCCCUAGUCUACUGCCGGAGCAGUACCCUACACACACCUGGGAGGGAGGGACCCAAGCAUGGGGUAAGGUCUGAAGACAGCACAGCAGCCACACCCCUUCUCAUUGUCAUUACCACCAACAAGAUUCCACAUCUCCUCAGUGGUUUGGGCCCUGGGAACUGGCAGCACGUGGAGAAAUUAGAAUCUCAGGAAAGAAGCUGGAGGCUGUCUUCCCUGUAGUUGUGAAGAUACAGUCUUCAAGCAUGGAGACAUCCCCCUCUAAUGUGAGCACAGAUAAAUGCUCAGAGCCUAACCUUUAAAGGGAGAGUAAGGCAUUUGCCCCACCAGAGCCCUUGUGUUCCUGUUAGGCAGAAGGUAGGGGUUCUAGCACCAGCACAGGGCUCCCUGAGGAUGCUGGGAGGAGAGCUGGAGCAUAAAUGGGAGGCUGUGAAAUUGGACCUGUUUCCUCACCAAAAUUCCUGCUGCUUUUCAUCUCCCAACUCCUUGCCCUUUCUCUGUUCUUUUUAACCCCUUGGUGCCUUUCCCAGGGGGGAAUCCCCAUACUGACCUCACCUCUUCUACUGCUUGGCUCUUACAACUCAGGCAGAAUAGACUUCCUUCUCAGCCUGGGUAACCUUGGAGUCCACCGCAUCACUUAAGGGCAUGAACCAGAAGGCAGGCUGUAGGAUUACCCAGUGGUUCUUGAACAUCUGAGUAUCUUUCUCAUUUAGGGUCACAAAUGUAUACAGCCCAGUUCCUCUGUCCACAGGUACAUGAUUUUAUUAAGUUCACACUAACUCCACGUGUGCCAAUAUGAGGCGAGUCUUUGUAACAUAUGUUGUUUUAGGGGCCACUGACUGAAAUAACUUAUUUGAGCAUUAUACAUCCAAGCCACAGAGUGGACUUGGUGGGAUGAGGCUUUGAGGCGCAGACAUUUGUGUUUUGAGUUGUAAGGUUGUAUGCUGGGAAAGUGAUGAUCCAGCUUUAUCAAAGUCACUUCUUCCCAGGAUGUGGGAUGGUUUUAGCUCUCUGCUAUUGCAGGUAUCAUCCCUUUGUUACUUUCCCCUCCUGUCUUUACCAUCUGGACUUCAAGAGAGAGAAAGAUCCACAGAUCUCUGCCUAGGCUAACAUGGUGCUUAUGACAAGAAUGUCAGAAUUAACAGUUUGAGAGCAGGAAGGUAGAUGGCUCUGACUUCUUUGGGAGAGUGAGGUGGUGGCAGACAGUAAGCACAAAGCCCAGCAGAAGGUGGUUUCCAAGGACCCAUGAACCCUCCCUGUACAUAUAGACAGUCUUGGGGCUGUUAGCACCUCUGACCUACAAACUUUUUCUGUUUCCACGUGCUUAUUUUUGUUCAAGUUGGGUUCUAGGCACUUGAAAAAUCCAUUUUAGACCUAUUGGCAGAACCCCAAGUAAGCAGCACUUUGGGUGGGGAUCCCCUCCCCUUUAUUCAUGGAAGUAGAUAUUGGAGACACUGAGCCUGACCCACUAAUUACCCUUACUAAGAAGGUGACUGACUUUCAGCCUAAUUAUGCCUCCCCCAGAACUCCAGUGAAUAGAGCCAGGUGUCCAUCUGUUCCUGUUUGUUUUUUAAAUAUUGUUGUGUGUUUUGUAUGUAUCUGUGGCACUGGCCUGCAAUGUGCUUUGUACAUAUUGUAAAGAAACCAUUGGAGCAAUUUUCUUUUUCAUUGGAUAGGCACUGCCCAUAUUCCUGCCUUUUCCACUUCAUUUUAUAACAGAGGGGGUACGUCUGUAUUUGCAAGACAGCCUUAGGUUCUGCAGAAGGUAACAGCUUUCUCUUUCUCUCUCCUCUCCCUCUCUUCCUUCCCCCACCCACCCUAAAAAAGUCAGCUCUUUGAUCCCUCUACCCAAGUGCCCCUUAAGAACAGGCGCUACCCUGAAAUGAGACUAGUGGUAGAAAAAUGACACUAUGUUCCCAGCCUGAUCCUCCUAGUCCCUAGUCCAGUCUUGCCUCCCUGAAAUAGUAUCACACAGCUGCAUCUGUGGAGAUCCUGACUAGUGUUGAGAGAUUAGCUGUCCACCUCCACAUUCCACAGGGGUUCUACCUGUGACAUCUAGUCAGAGACAAGAUCUGGUCCAGUCUGCAAAGCCUCUCAUUGAGCUGCUCAUGCCCUUGGUGUUAAAUAAUCUCUGAGACCUAUGUGGAGAAGCUACAAGAAGUAUGGGCCUCACCCCAAAGAGGGCAGCCACGGCUUAACAGCCACUGCCUAGGAUUCAUGUCUGCUUCCUCAUUUAUGGUGUGCCAGUUCCCUUCAGCUCUUCCCGGUCUUAUACAUGUACAUGUAAUUGCUACUUAGCCUAUACUCUCUAGACAUCUCAAGGUCAAUGAAACACACAGAAGGGUGAGAGGGUACCCUCUGGAAUGAUCAUUUCAUGCAUUUCCUCUUCAGGCUCCAGGGUGGGGUAGGGGCUUAGCUUAAGGAAGUUGGGAGUUAAGACUAACAGAAGGGCUAGAGAAUUAAUUGGAUCUAGGUUUGAGGCCUCCUCAUCACUUACUACACCAUAUACCCUAUCACCAUCCCAUUGUGUACUCAAUGCCCCCCAAGAUUCAGCUGGGCAGCUAGUUGGCCCAUAACUCUGGGCCUUUGUCAUUUGUUACUAGGACAUCCUAAGAAACUUUCCAGUGAUUCCCUGCCAUGGCCCUCCCGGGCCUUGUCCCCAGCCCCUCCUGCCCCAGCCCACCCGCUUGCCUUGGUGCUCAGCCCUCCCAUUGGGAGCAGGUUGGGGCAAGCUGGAGGCCCGGGCUGGAGGGGCAGUGUUGCUGUUCAUAGCUUUUGUUCCAUUGGCGUUGCUCUGUUGGAUUUAAUUUCAGUCUUCCUGAUUCUUCCCUUCUGUAAAGUGUACAUUACCAAGUUCCUUGUUUUUUUAUAUAUAUAUAUAUAUAUAUAAAUAUAUAUAUAUAUACAAACUGUACUCUUUUUGCCUUUGUACAUUCAGGCAAGAAGAGAAAAUAAAUCUUUUUAAGAGACAAUCACAAAUCUGUGAGGGCUGCUGGUUAUUUCUCCUGGAGUUUGCUGCUGAGCUGCUGCCUCCUCCCCUAGCUGUUCUGUUCCCCCCUCAGCUUCCCUGUGUCUCUAGUCCUGCUCCAUAUGCAUCCUCAGCUUCACUUUCCCUGGCUGACAGCAAGCUGUUAAAUCCAGUGUGCAGACUACCUUCCCCUUGAGCCUUUUCCUGCCCAGCAUUGUUUUCCGGCUUGGCCACUGGCUAUCCUAUAUCCUGGCCUCCUCUUUUUACCCUUGGAUCCCAUUCACCAAAGUGGCUUUGGACCUCUGGGUACUCUGGGACCUUCCUCUCAGAGGCCCUGGCUUUGAACAUUCAUUCAUCUAUGAAACUAUGCAGCUGGGAACUCUCUGCCUGAGAUUUUGCACUACUUAAACUUGCCUGGGAGUUAGAAUGGAAGGUUUUUAGAAACAAGUGGGAAAAUUACCACCCAGAACUCCAACCCACACAACCCUCACCCAUCCUAGCCUCCCGAGAAGUCUGCUGGUCCAGGGAUCACUCCUGGACUCCUGUGGUUACCUUAUGAGAUCAAGGGCUAAGGAUUUAUUGAUGAGACUCUUAAAGAGUGGUAUCUCCUUAACACAGCCCAGCCAAACCAUGUUCAGCCUUUCUCUUUUUCUUACCUUUCUCUGCCCCCAACCCCCCCCUUUGUCUUUACUUCCUUUUCUUAAUUGGCUUUGGAAUUGAAGUAUAUUUUUAAAUUAUUUGUUGUAUUUAUUGAAUAAAGUUUUUAAUGUCCCUGUUCUUAAA
This is a messenger RNA of Phodopus roborovskii (desert hamster), 8810 nucleotides long. RefSeq names its product zinc finger protein 609 (gene Znf609). NCBI's taxonomy places the organism in Eukaryota, Metazoa, Chordata, Mammalia, Rodentia, Cricetidae. The transcript is spliced from 10 exons. Gene Ontology annotation, cellular component: nucleus. Gene Ontology annotation, biological process: regulation of transcription by RNA polymerase II. Bases 483 to 4724 code for a protein of 1413 amino acids. The record is from RefSeq and is a predicted model, not a curated record.